This is a messenger RNA of Daktulosphaira vitifoliae (grape phylloxera), 779 nucleotides long. RefSeq lists its product as uncharacterized. The coding region runs from base 42 to 680 and encodes 212 amino acids. The transcript is spliced from 3 exons. The record is from RefSeq and is a predicted model, not a curated record. Lineage: Eukaryota; Metazoa; Arthropoda; Insecta; Hemiptera; Phylloxeridae.
AAAAAAAAAAAAAGUACUGGCUAAAUAAAUUUAAAUAUAACAUGAGUAAAUUUACAAAUGAUACACAUAAUAAACAGAAUCUGUUUAAUCACAUGUUGACAUUUGAAAGCAUGGAAUCAUUGGUUAGAAAUACAAUAGGCUUGUUGGUUAAUGGCACAAUCAAUCUUUAUCAGACAAGCAGCAACAAUCGGAUAAACUACGAGAAAGAUGAACCGCUUAAUGAUAUCUCAGAGGAUGCGUCGCAAAUUCUCAUAGACUCGUUUAAAGAAUCAUCAUAUCACAAGGAUACACAUUUAGACAGCGAAAAAAAGACGGACAAUAAGGAAACUACUAACAAGGGUUGUUGUAUUACGAUGGAGGCAAUUACAAGAAUAUGCUUGUUGUCGACCAUGUUAAAAAAAAGACGUUACUCUCACGGAUUGAAAUACCUGCUCGUGUCGGAAUAUUGUUUUGAAAACGGCCAUAAUGAAAUCGGCUUGAAAUAUAUCGCCAAAUUUCUCAUGGAAACCAAAAAUUUUGAUGAGGCAGUGUCGUUAGUUAGAAAAUUGGAAAAGGAAAACAUCGAUAAGACAAUUGAGAAUUUAAACAACUCGCCUGCGACUGAUGAACUCGUAUCAACAUUUUUUAAACACGUUUCCAUGCUAAACAAAAAAGCCAAUAACAAAAUAGUCUUAGAGUAGAAAAAAUUCAAAUUAUCAUCUACUAAGUAAUGAAAUGAUGUAACGGUUUUCAACAUGUGACAAAAGUUAAAAAAUUUUUAUCGAAUGAAAUAUUAUUAU